Messenger RNA from Juglans regia (Persian walnut), 620 nucleotides. RefSeq names its product SNARE-interacting protein KEULE-like. NCBI's taxonomy places the organism in Eukaryota, Viridiplantae, Streptophyta, Magnoliopsida, Fagales, Juglandaceae. Gene Ontology annotation, biological process: vesicle-mediated transport; intracellular protein transport. Bases 3 to 263 code for a protein of 86 amino acids. The transcript is spliced from 3 exons. The record is from RefSeq and is a predicted model, not a curated record. Gene Ontology annotation, molecular function: syntaxin binding. Gene Ontology annotation, cellular component: plasma membrane; secretory granule.
UAAUGUUAGUUUUCCUCCUGGUCUAUAGUGAUUCGAUACUAAGACACGCAUCUAGUGAUUUUAAGAAGAUGGGCCAGCGGAUAUUUGUAUUUAUUGUUGGUGGAGCUACUAGAUCUGAGCUUAGGGUUUGCCACAAGCUUACAACUAAAUUGAAGAGGGAAGUUGUUCUAGGCUCAUCAAGUCUUGAUGAUCCUCCACAAUUUAUUACGAAAUUGAAGAUGUUGACAGCACAUGAACUCUCCAUCGAUGAUCUCCAGAUAUAAUGCCAGUGGCUUAGGAGGAAUGGAACGUGCUUCGCUUCAGUCUCGAAUCCAAUUUGUUUCAGUGACAAUGCCGUCAUUGAGAUCCAUUUUUUAACAUACAAUAUAAAACUUUUGCCUUUCUCGUUGUCGCAGUGGUGCUGUAUCUAGGAUUUUUUUCAGAUGAGAGCAUUCUGCCUAGACUAGGUUCUUGCCUUCCGGCAUUGUAUUGUGAUAAACGUGUUGGAGCCUUCCCACGUGUGUAUAAUGUUAGUUUUAAAUCAUGGUAAGAAUUAAUUGAGUCUUGUAAAUGGAAUUGAUUAAGCCCGACAACAAAAAUCUAUAAUCCUGUAUAAAUUUAAAACUGCUCUUUCGAGUUCA